Botrytis byssoidea is the source of this 1290-nucleotide messenger RNA. RefSeq lists its product as uncharacterized. The coding region runs from base 1 to 1290 and encodes 429 amino acids. The record is from RefSeq and is a predicted model, not a curated record. NCBI's taxonomy places the organism in Eukaryota, Fungi, Ascomycota, Leotiomycetes, Helotiales, Sclerotiniaceae. The transcript has a single exon. Gene Ontology annotation, molecular function: protein binding.
AUGGAGCCAGCUAUCGUAACUGCCGCCGCUUACGGUGUCGAAACAGCCGUUGAGGGAGGAGUCGCGGCAUAUUAUCUGUCGAAAUCAACAUUACCUUUAAAAGGACAUCUCGAACAUGUGACGACCACGGAUAGAUUACUGCGAUAUGGACAUACUUUAUCGGUGAUUAGUGAUAGGGCAUACGUUUUUGGUGGUUCUGAGGAUCUCAAUGCUCAAUCCUUGACAAAUGAUGUCCUUGAGCUUCACGUCUCAACUGAUGAGAAUACCACGACUGCAGUUUUGCGAUCCAUUCCAGCAGUCGGAGAUGGAGAACAGAAUACAGCAUCUGUACCUUUAGCUCGCACAUAUCAUUCAGCAACCGUUGCUCGAAAUCGUUUCUUCGUUUUUGGCGGGAGUGAAAAGCCUUCUGAUAGUCCGAAGCCUUUGGAAGAAAAUGGUCGAUUAUGGGUAUUCGACCUAUUAUCUUCAAAAUGGACAUUUCUGGAUCCUCCCCCAGACACCACAUUUCCAUUUGCGCGAACGAAACAUGUCAGCACAUCGAGUCCUGACGGCUCUGUCAUUUUCGUUUAUGGAGGAUUAUCGUCUGAUCAAGUGCGUUUGAAUGAUUUGUGGGCAUUUUAUCUGGAUGAAGGGAAGUGGAGCAGGCUACCAGAUCCUCCAGGGUCACCAACAUCUGGAAUCAAUCUCACCUGCGGACAAGGAAAAUUAUGGAGAUUGGGGUACAGUGUCGAUUCGGAGAAAUCUACAGGCUCGAUUCCUCGUGGACAAAUCGACUUCCUGGAAUAUCCUACCGGUGGAACUCUGGAUGAUGUGAGUAAGGACUUGGCUCAAGGUCACAUGAACGAUCUUAAGAGUAAUAUUCAAUGGGAGACAAUGGAAUUCGAUACGAGCAAACCAUCUGAGGUUCCAUUACCUCGCGAAUCUGCGGCUUUGCAUUUCAUUACUAUCGGAAACGGUAGGGAUUAUUUAUUGUUGGCUUUGGGCUCUGAUGACAAGGAAGAAUUCUCGGAUAUUUGGAUCUAUCAACUUCCACCAGCGCAAUAUUCGGGCGCAAAGGUGAAAGAUGUCGUGCGAGAAAAACUGCCGGGUGUAGAUAGCCAUAGAGGAGAAUGGUCUCGUCUCCAAAUCAGCGGAAUAGAGGUGGGGGCAGAUGAAGAGAAAGGUGGAGCUUGGACUAGUAGACGAUACUUUGGUAGCUCGAUGACGGGCACGAAACAACUCAUGAUUUGGGGAGGACUUGGCUCUAGGAAUGAGACGCUUGGUGAUGGGUGGAGGAUUAUCAUUGAUUAG